Messenger RNA from Platichthys flesus (European flounder), 8747 nucleotides. Its product is annotated as receptor-type tyrosine-protein phosphatase F-like. The transcript is spliced from 34 exons. Bases 426 to 6155 code for a protein of 1909 amino acids. Gene Ontology annotation, molecular function: protein tyrosine phosphatase activity; protein binding. Gene Ontology annotation, biological process: protein dephosphorylation. The record is from RefSeq and is a predicted model, not a curated record. Lineage: Eukaryota; Metazoa; Chordata; Actinopteri; Pleuronectiformes; Pleuronectidae.
CCCGCUCAGUGUGUGAACAAGCUCUGCCUCUGAAGGAUCUCUCCCCAAGCCAUAUCACUCUCCAGCCACAGCUGGAAACAUAUUGCUGUGGGAGCCAAAAAGACAGUUCCUGAAACGCUGAAAAUGGAAUAACUGAGCAGGAACCGGAGACUACUUUCUCUUAAAACAAUUUUUUUUUUUUUAUAAAACGUCGUUCAGGGAUAAACUUUCUUGGAUCCUGCUGGAUUGUCUUUUCUAGGAUUUGGAUACUGCUUCUCUCCCUCUCUCUUUCUCCCUCUCUGGAAUAAGAGCCUCACAUUAAAAAGGAAUUGGAGGAUUUAUUUAUAAGUGGACCUAAUUGAUAUGCAUUGGUGUUAGUCUUUGAUCCUGUCGGAGUGGGACGCAUCGAGCAAGGGACUGAGGAGGGAGCAGUGCCAACUUGGAACAUGGUGCCUAAUAUUCACCUGGCAGUGCCCCUCCUGCCCAGAGGGGUGUUGCUGUUCCUGCUACUCUUCAGCUGCAUGGUGUUCUCCUCUGUGGCAGAGAGCAUGCCGAGUUUCGUGAAAUCCCCAGAGGACCAGACGGGUAUCUCGGGCGGAGUUGCAUCGUUUGUGUGCCAGGCCACUGGGGACCCCAAACCCAGAAUCACCUGGAUGAAGAAAGGCAAGAAAGUCAGCUCCCAGCGCUUUGAGGUGAUUGAGUUUGAUGACGGUUCAGGCUCCGUGCUCCGGAUCCAGCCGCUGCGCACACAUCGAGAUGAAGCCAUUUACGAGUGCACAUCCACCAACAGCGCUGGCGAGAUCAACACCAGUGCGAAGCUCACAGUGCUUGAAGAGAACCAGGUCCCCCAUGGCUUCCCCAACAUAGACAUGGGUCCCCAGCUGAAGGUGGUUGAAAAGACCAGAACUGCCACCAUGCUGUGCGCCGCCAGUGGAAACCCAGACCCGGAGAUCACCUGGUUCAAGGACAUGCUUCCUGUGGACAUCAGCAGCAGCAACGGGCGAAUCAAACAGCUCCGCUCAGGAGCUCUGCAAAUUGAGAACAGCGAGGAGUCCGACCAGGGGAAAUAUGAAUGUGUUGCCAUGAACAGUGCUGGGACUCGUUACUCUGCUCCUGCCAAUCUCUACGUACGAGUGCGAAGAGUCCCACCGAGAUUCUCCAUCCCGCCCACCAACCAAGAGGUGAUGCCAGGCGGCAGCAUCAACCUGACGUGCGUGGCCGUGGGCUCUCCGAUGCCCUACGUGAAGUGGACGACGGGCCAGGUGGAGCUGACCAAGGAGGAGGAGAUGCCGCUGGGACGCAACGUGCUGGAGGUCACAAACAUCCGCGUGUCGGCCAACUACACGUGUGUGGCCAUUUCUUCUCUGGGCAUCAUCGAGGCCACCGCCCAGGUCACUGUCAAAGCCCUGCCAAAGCCCCCAGCCUCCCUCAUUGUGACAGAGACCACAGCCACCAGUGUGACACUCACCUGGGACUCCGGAAACCCAGAACCAGUGUCCUACUACAUGAUCCAAUACAAAGCCAAGUCCUCAGACAAUGGCUUCCAGGAAGUGGAAGGUGUGGCGACCACCCGUUACAGCAUCGGCGGACUCAGCCCCUACUCCGAGUAUGAGUUCCGGGUCAUGGCUGUCAACAACAUAGGCCGCGGGCCGCCCAGCGACCCAGUCGAGACCCGCACCGGUGAACAGGCCCCCUCCUCACCUCCGCUGCACGUCCAGGCGCGCAUGCUAAGUGCCAGCACAAUGCUGGUCCAGUGGGAACCGCCCGAGGAACCCAAUGGGCAGAUCAGGGGCUAUCGAGUGUACUACAGCUCGGACCUGACGGCCCCGCUCAGCGCCUGGCAGAAGCACAACACAGAUGACAGCAGUCUGACCACCAUCUCCGGCCUGACUCCGGAUAUCACGUACAGCCUGCGGGUGCUGGGCUUCACCUCUGUCGGGGACGGACCCCCCUCUGACGUCCUGCAAGUGAAAACGCAGCAGGGAGUCCCUGCGCAGCCGUCCAGCUUCGAGGCCGAAGCCGAGCUGGACACCCGCAUCAUGCUAACAUGGCUGUGGCCAGUGCAGGGCCCCAUCACAAAGUAUGAGCUGCAGUACUGGGAGGCUGGCUCAGACGACAAGAUACACGUGACCUUCAACCCGGCGGGCUCUCACGCCGUGGACGCUCUGAAGCCUGACACCUUGUACCGCUUCUCGCUGGCCGCCCGUUCUGAGAUGGGUUUAGGCGUUUACACACAGCCCGUGGAGGCCCGCACCGCCCAGUCCACCCCGUCCGCUCCCCCUCAAGAGGUACACCUGGUCAGCCUGAGCUCCACCAGUCUCAAGGUGAGUUGGGUGGCACCACCUGCCGCUAGCCGCCACGGCGCCAUUGUGCGCUACACAGUCAGCUACCAGGGCCUGGCUGGAGAGGACACAGAGCGGCACGACGUGACUGGCAUCGGUGCAGACGCCACCAGCUAUGUGAUGGUGGGCCUGGAGAAGUGGACUGAGUAUCAGGUGUGGGUGAGGGCACACACUGAUGUGGGCCCGGGCCCUGAAAGUGCCCCAGUGAAGAUGAAAACCAAAGAGGAUGUGCCAGGAGCACCCCCCAGGAAGCUGGAGGUCGAGGCCAUAAACUCCACAGCCAUCCGGGUCACCUGGAAGCCGCCGCUGCCGGGGAAGCAACACGGCCAAAUCCGAGGAUACCAGGUCAUCUUCUCCCGGCUGGAAAACAGCGAACCUCGAGGCCAGCCUAACAUCAUGGACGUUGCUCUGCCAGAGGCACAGUGGAAUAUUGAGGAGUCCACCGAGCAUGAGGCCAUCAUUGCCGGGCUGCAUUCUGAGACCACGUACUCUGUCACUGUGGCAGCGUACACCACCAAGGGGGAUGGAGCCCGUAGCAAAUCUAAGGUCAUCACCACGACGGGGGCAGUGCCAGGCAGGCCGACCAUGAUGAUCAGCACCACCAUGGAAAACACCGCCCUGAUCCAGUGGCAGCCUCCCAAGGAGAUGGUGGGCGAGCUGAUGGGCUACCAGCUGCAGUACAAGCGCACCGACGAGGAAACCUUUACCUCCCGCGAACUGAGGAAGAUCGACGACCACUACACUGUCACCAGUCUGCACAAAGGCGCGACCUAUAUCUUCCGCCUCAGUGCUCGCAAUCGCGCAGGCAUCGGCGAGGCCUACGUGAAGGAGAUCAGUACCCCAGAGGACGUGCCCGCGGGCUUCCCCUUCAACCUGCAAGUAACAGGCCUGACUCAGGCCAGCACCCAGCUGACCUGGGAGCCGCCGCUGGUGGCCGAGAGGAACGGCAAAAUCGUGCACUACGUGGUGGUGUACAGGGACAUUAACAGUCAGCAGAACAGCACCAACCGCACCUCGGACACGCACAUGACCAUCCUGGGCCUGAAUCCUGACACCACCUAUGACAUCCGGGUGCAGGCGUACACCAGCAAGGGCGGGGGACCCCUCAGCCCGAGCAUUCAGAGCAGGACCAUGUCCAACGAUUUUCCAACACUAAACUUCGGCGUCAAGGCUGUGAUGAAAACAUCCGUCCUUCUCAGCUGGGACCUGCCACCGAACUACAAACCCCAAGUGCCUUUCAAGAUCUUAUAUAACCAGCAAAGCGUGGAAGUGCAGGGAAACCUGAAGAGGAAGCUGAUAGCGCAGCUGCAGCCGGACACAGACUACUCCUUUGUGCUGACGAGCAGGGGCAACAUGGCCGGUGGUCUGCAGCAGCAGGUGUCCAUACGCACUGCUCCUGACCUGAUCAAGACCAAGCCCAGCACACAUCAGGCUGAGGGCGGCAAGAUGACCAUCGAGCUGCCCAAAGUCCAGACCACCACACGCGUCAGGUGGUACUACAUUGUGGUGGUGCCAGUAUCCCAGUCACAGCGGCAGUGGAAGAAUCCAGACGAGAUGGACCUGGAUGAGCUGCUCAAGGCGAGCGAAGGUCCCGUCCUGAGGCGUCGGCGCCACCUGGAUUCCUCCAAACCUUACAUUGCAGCUAAACUGGCCGCGCUGCCCCUCAGCUUCACCCUGGGGGAUGAGAAGAGGUACAACGGUUUCUACAACAAGCCCCUGACCAGUCCACAGGAGUACCUCUGCUUCGUCCUGGCCAUGCUGCGAUCCGACGGGACGGAUGCUGCAAAUUAUAUGACGUUUUCAGCCAGUCCCUACUCAGACCCGAUCCAAGUCCCAGCCAGUCUGAGCGAGCAGCCUGAGAUGUUGUGGGUCAUGGGCCCAGUGUUGGCCGUGGUCCUCAUCGUCAUCAUCGUCAUCGCCAUCCUGCUCUUUAAGAAGAAACGGGCGUCACCUCUACCCAAAGACGACCACUCAGGUGGGGUGAAGGACUCCCUGCUGCCCAACUCCUCCGACCCCGUGGAGAUGAGAAGACUCAACUACCAGACCCCAGGUCCCAGCUCGCAUCGUUGCCCCAACACUCCAAGAAUGAGGGAGCACCCGCCCAUCACUGUCGUUGACCUGUCCGACCACAUCGAGCGACUCAAGGCGAACGAUGGCCUCCGUUUUUCCCAGGAGUAUGAGUCCAUUGAUCCCGGCCAGCAGUUUACCUGGGAGAACUCUAACAUGGAAGUCAACAAGCCAAAGAAUCGCUACGCAAACGUCAUCGCCUAUGACCACUCCAGAGUGGUGCUCACCUCCGUUGACGCUGUUCCAGGCAGUGACUACAUCAACUCCAACUACAUCGACGGCUACAGGAAGCAGAACGCCUACAUCGCCACACAGGGGCCUCUGCCAGAGACACUCAGCGACUUCUGGAGGAUGGUGUGGGAGCAGAGAUCCAACACCAUAGUCAUGAUGACGAGACUCGAGGAGAAGUCACGGGUGAAGUGUGACCAGUACUGGCCAGUGCGAGGAACCGAGACCUAUGGGAUGAUCCAGGUCACCAUGCUGGACACCGUGGAGCUGGCGACUUACAGCGUUCGUACAUUCGCCCUCUACAAGAACGGCUCCAGUGAGAAGAGAGAGGUGAGACAGUUCCAGUUCAUGGCCUGGCCAGACCACGGAGUGCCAGAGUACCCGACACCCAUCCUGUCCUUCCUGCGGCGGGUUAAGUCCUGCAAUCCUUCAGAUGCAGGGCCCAUGGUGGUCCACUGCAGUGCGGGCGUGGGCAGGACAGGCUGCUUCAUCGUGAUCGACGCCAUGCUGGAGCGCAUGAAGCACGAGAAGUCCGUAGACAUCUACGGCCACGUGACGUGCAUGCGCGCCCAGAGGAACUACAUGGUCCAGACCGAGGACCAGUACAUCUUCAUCCACGAGGCCCUGCUGGAGGCGGCCACCUGCGGCAACACCGAGGUGCUGGCCCGCAACCUGUACGCACACAUCCAGAAACUCACCCAGCCCCCGGCCGGCGAGACGGUCACUGCCAUGGAGCUGGAGUUCAAGAGACUGGCCAACUCCAAAGCCCACACGUCACGCUUCAUCAGCGCCAACUUACCCUGCAACAAGUUCAAGAACCGCCUGGUCAACAUUAUGCCUUUUGAGUCCACCCGCGUCUGCCUGCAGCCCAUCCGGGGCGUCGAGGGCUCCGACUACAUCAACGCCAGCUGCAUCGAUGGCUACAGACAGCAGAAGGCUUACCUGGCCACCCAGGGCCCGCUGGCCGAGACCACCGAGGACUUCUGGAGGAUGCUGUGGGAGCACAACUCCACCAUCGUCGUCAUGCUCACCAAACUACGAGAGAUGGGGCGGGAGAAAUGUCAUCAGUACUGGCCGGCAGAGCGUUCAGCCAGGUACCAGUACUUUGUGGUGGAUCCAAUGGCAGAGUACAACAUGCCCCAGUACAUCCUCCGAGAGUUUAAAGUCACAGAUGCCAGGGACGGCCAGUCCAGAACAAUCCGCCAGUUCCAGUUCACUGACUGGCCCGAGCAAGGAGUGCCAAAAACUGGAGAGGGCUUCAUUGAUUUCAUCGGACAAGUCCACAAAACCAAGGAGCAGUUUGGACAAGACGGACCAAUCACUGUACACUGCAGUGCCGGGGUGGGCAGGACCGGAGUCUUCAUCACCCUCAGCAUCGUGCUGGAGAGGAUGAGGUACGAGGGCGUGGUCGACCUCUUCCAGACGGUGAAGACACUUCGCACCCAGCGGCCUGCCAUGGUGCAGACCGAGGACCAGUACCAGUUGUGCUACAGGGCAGCGUUGGAGUACCUGGGGAGCUUUGACCACUAUGCAACGUAACCACUCCCUCCGAGCAGCCUCCCUGGUCAGACCUCUCAGGAGUGUGCCAAGUGUCCCAUCUCAGCCACCAUCCACUCACUUGACCCCCCCCCCCACCCCAACCAACCCCCAACCUCCAUGCCCCAACCUUUGCGAAGAAAAAAAAAACAGCCCCCCCCCCCGCAGCUACCGGAGGGGAGGAGAAUGGCACGUGCUUGCAGACCCAGUGACGGGUUUCAACCAAUCACAGAGAUUCGCGUCCACGACUUGUAACCAACCACGUGAACUUCUUUUGCUUUAAGAAUAACGGAACCAUCACCAAGACUCUGACUCUUGUACAGACGCGACGGAGCCGGGCCGACGCCCCCCGCCGCCGGGCCACGCCCCCAGCGCUCGGCUCCGUCCGAGCCAAACCUCCCUGAUUGUCAAAGGCUACUGGUAGCACUAAGAGAGCUCUCUCUCACUUUUUUCUUUCUGUUAGUCGACUUGUCAAUAUUAUUGAUUCAUUAUGUCAUUAUCUUAUUGUUUGGUAUACUUCUUCUUUUCUUUUAUUUUGUGGAUGUUUUUAAUAAUCAUUUUAACAUCAGACAUUUUUUCUCCUGUCUUAAAAAACGGCCCCAGCCUCGGGCGUGCAUUAUUUUCAUAAUCGGUACUUUUUUUAUUUUAUCUUAGGGUACUUUAGCACAAGGGACAUGUAUUUUUAACACGUUCCUAGAUACUAAUACAAGAGGACCACUGUUCUCUGAGCUGCUGUCGGAUUUAUUUUAUCAUAUCAUCGUUUUAUUCAUAUCUUGUGUCAUAAACGUUGUGUUUCAUGGUCUUAUUCAGUUCAACACGUCACGAACAAUUUGCCUUUUCACUUGCCAUUUCCGAUUUAACAAAAAAAAAGUUAUAAUCAGAGAAAAUUGACUUACGAGCACAAACUUGAUUAAGGUGUCCUUCUGCAAACCUGGUAGCUAGCUAGAAAAAAAACAAGUGAAUUGGCCAACGAGAGACGAAAUAAGAGGUGUACAGAAAUGGAAAGCACAUGAUUUCUACGUUUUUCCUUUUGGUUGUUGUUGUUGUUGUUUGUUUUUCAUCAGAAGCCAAUGGCAUUGAGGCCUUCAUGCUCCGCGGCGGAGAACUUACCUGAGGAAAACAGACUUUUAUACCCAAGGGGUAGUCGACAGAGAAAGAAAACUCCCUGAUCUCUGAACAUUAACGCUCUUCAAGUCCCUCCCUGGCUCCUCGCUGCCCGUUAGCCUGGACAGUUCGCUGGAGUCGAACCAACACACGCUCACACACUGACAAACACACACACACACACACACAGACACACACUGAACGGAGCGGGAGCGGUUCGUAUGGGCUGAGACGUGGAGCCACCGACGCUGGCACCUGUACAGAAUCAACCAUUCCUACCCGAGGGAAAGGGACUCAGCCCUUUGGACUGAAUACCUGAUAUUAUUUUAUACAGAAAUAGAACUAUAAAUAUAUAUAUAUAUAUAAUUGAUGAUUGAUUAUAUAUAUGUACAAUUACACAAAGAUAUAUACACAGCUUCAAAAGUAUAUUGUUAAAAAGGAUUAAUUCUGCUGAUCUACCGACACUAGAGACACUGCAGAGAGCCUGCUGUCCUAGAGUGUGUAUUAAUGGAAACACCAUUGUAUCUACUGUAAAACCAUAGUAACUUUGACAGCUGGUCGUCCAUCUGAAUGAGCAACAGCAGCACAACCCCCCCCCCCACACACACACACACCACCACCCUCCACCCAUCCAAGAGACGGACGACUCCUCACUCAGCACAGGCCACCGCACCACUCAAGCACAUGUCCUCUGCCGCAGGAGGAGGAAGAGGAGGAGGAGGAGGGAGCGUCCGAUCCAAGAGGCCUGUAUGUCGCGGUGGUGCUUGUGGCGGCCAGUGGGGGAGGCGGCGAUGGGAGGAAGAAGGGGGGGGGACUUGAAAAACGCUGGCGAAAAAACACAAAAUGUUCAUUUUUACCUUGUGAAUGCUUAGUGCUGUAGGGGUUCGAUCUGUUGUACACACAGUCUGUUUUCUAUUUGUUGAUAAAGAACUGGAAUUUAAAAAGAAACUGUUGAUGAAAAAGAAAAAACAUUGAUGUUAAUAAAGUUAAAUAAUUCGGUUUUUGUACAAAUCCCCGGCUUCUGAGGUUUUUGUUUUCUUCAAGGUGUUGUUGUUUUGUUUUUUUUGUGCCUCUGCUAAGGACGUUUUGUUUUCACCCGUCUGUUUGUGGGUUUGUUUGUGAACAACUCUCCAGGGCACUUAGUGGAAGGAUGUGGUCUGAGUCCGGGAAGGACCCAUAAAACAUGUUGGUGCUGAUCCAGGAAUUUCUUUUCUCUUUCUUCGACGAUCGUUUAUUGACGUUCUCAAUGAUUUCUAAAGGGAUAAUUCAUGGAUCCUGAUGAGACAAUUAAGGAAAAUUAAGGGAACUGAAGUUUAUAAAUGUGUGAACUUUGGUGCAGAGGUGGAUUCUCUUCUGACUGACUUCUAACUUGUUCUCUUUCCGUGAGUCUCACUUCAUCUCCUUGAAUGUCGCCUGUUAUUCUGCCUGAAUAUAUCAUCUGAUGUAUGAACACUGUGAUUUGACUUCAAUAUAAUGUGUCAUUUGUUUCAA